Molecule: messenger RNA, 1525 nt
Organism: Lotus japonicus
Lineage: Eukaryota; Viridiplantae; Streptophyta; Magnoliopsida; Fabales; Fabaceae
Product: protein FAR1-RELATED SEQUENCE 5-like
Exons: 4
Coding region: 16-1359 (447 amino acids)
Biological process (GO): regulation of DNA-templated transcription
Molecular function (GO): zinc ion binding; nucleic acid binding
Source: RefSeq, a predicted model, not a curated record
GUUUGGGCUAAGGUUAUGGAGAAGUAUGGAUUUGGUGAUGAUGAGUGGUUGACAAUAAUGUAUGGGAUGAAAGAAAUGUGGGCAACUGCAUUUAUGAGGGACAAAUUCUUUGCAGGCAUAAGAACCACGUCAAUGUGUGAAGGGAUCAAUUCAUUCAUCAAGAGCUAUGUUCAAUGUAAAAACAGUUUGAUUGAUUUCAUUCAUAAUUUUGAGAGGGCUGUGAAGGAGUACCGACACAAUGAGUUAGUUGCUGAUUUUAACACAAUGUAUACAGAACCUUUGCCCACUACUUCCCUUGGUUAUAUUGAGCGAGGUUUCUCCCAUAAAUUGACAAGGAGCAUGUUCAAUGAAGUUAAAACUCAGAUUCAAUAUGUGGGUGGCUUAAAUAUUAUCCAAAGGACUGAGGUCAAUGAUGUGGUGAUGGUGAAGAUGAACAAGGCUUUGUAUGAAAGGCGUGAGUAUGUGGUGUUAUAUGACAAGAAUUCUUCAAAGUUUGUGUGUGAUUGUGGUCACUUUGAGUAUUAUGGAAUUCCUUGUUCUCACAUGAUAUGUGCAAUGAGAAAUGAGAGACUGGCUGAAGUUCCUGAUAGUCUUAUUUGUAAACGGUGGUCAAGGACGGCUAAGGUGGACUACAUGAAUCAGAUUAAUGACACUGUUACUGGCAAUGAUUCAAAGAAAUUGGCGAUGUUAAGGAGGGGUGUGCUUUCUGCUGCUUGCAACAUACUAAGUGAAAUAGCUUGUGAGAAUGUGAAUGAUUUCUCUCAAGUCUUGCAGGACAUAUAUAAGUUGGCUGACAGUGUUCAAAGGCGUAGGGUGGGAAACAAAACCAUCCGCACUGGACCAUUCUUGAUUGGUGAUCCCGCUGUGGUGAUCACAAAGGGGCGCAAGAAGAAAGGUGGGAAAAAGACAAGGUUAUGCUCAAGAUGCAGAAUGCCUGGUCAUACAAUUCGCACAUGCCCGGAAAUGCGUGAAGGUCAAGGAGUUGGUUCCCACGACACUGCUAUGAGUGAUUCAUCUGUGGAGCUUGAUGAUGUUGAUGAGGUAUUGCCAUAUAAUGUAACUAUGCCUGGAGUCUCCUCACUUGAAGUUGCUGGAAAAGGCAAAGGCAAGGAUCAGAGUGUUAACGAAGCUUGUUCUCAAGAUUUGAAUUAUCCUUUUAUGACUCCUUUGACCCAGGAGUAUUUUCAUCCUGGAAUGAACAUCAUGGAUGGGUUCACUUUGCCAUCAUACCCUGGGAUUCGCAUAUGUGAACCUGGAUCUUCUACACAAGUCCCAACUUUUGUGGGUUGCUUAAAUGAAGUUGAGCGGAAGGCCAAGGCUGCACGCAUUUAUGUUAGCGAUAGCAGUGGAGAAGAUUGAUGUUGUUGGGGAUGAUGAUGCGGAGGAGUAGAUGGUGAAGACACUUUGAUUGACUGUAGUUUAGGUUGUGGUAGUUUUUGGAUUGAUUAAUGGAAAUGUUGAUACCUAAUAGCAUACACUUUAAUUAAUUUGCACUGUGUUCUGUUGGUGCCAGCCACAUGUGUUG